Molecule: messenger RNA, 2003 nt
Organism: Ruditapes philippinarum (Manila clam)
Lineage: Eukaryota; Metazoa; Mollusca; Bivalvia; Venerida; Veneridae
Product: beta,beta-carotene 15,15'-dioxygenase-like
Exons: 2
Coding region: 437-1975 (512 amino acids)
Biological process (GO): retinal metabolic process; carotene catabolic process
Molecular function (GO): carotenoid dioxygenase activity; beta-carotene 15,15'-dioxygenase activity
Source: RefSeq, a predicted model, not a curated record
CUGACCGCAUUUAAUUGUUCUGGUCAAGUGCAAAUAAAAAUUCGUAUCUUACUUUCUAUUCGUUAUCUCACAAGUAAGGAAUAACAGACCAAGGUAAUAACCUUGACACUUUUUUGAACUUUUGAGUUCUUUAUUUGCCAUAAAUGUCAUCCAGACAUCCUCUUUUAUUCCUCACAGAAGCAUUGUUAAAAUGAAUCAAAUACAAAAAUUCCGUUGACACAUCACACCAGGGUCCAAAAACGCAGCAAAUGACCUCGGUCAAUAUUUCACCGAUGUAUAACAAUAAUUCUACAAAUUGAACCUUGGAUAAAUAUUAUUAUACAAUAGAUAAAGAUAGCAAGGGUUAAGACUGGUCAGUUGAAAAAUUGCUAUGCUUAAUUGUCCACUUCAAUUAUUUUAGGAAGUAGCAGACGAACAAUCUACAAGAUCAGACACGAUGAAUCUGCUUCUGAUUUUACUGCCGAUUUUUCUAAACUGGGUUCACUGUGACAAAGUUGCUGAUAUUUUGUUCUCAACAAAUCUGGAAGAGUUGCACAAUGAACCUAUACAUUUUGACAAACCGUUGCCGGCAUGGCUUAAAGGGACCAUGAUGCGGAAUGGUGUUGGUCGCUUUGAAAUAGGCGGAAGAAAAUAUACAAAUGCGUUAGAUGGGUUUGCGAAACUUGCAAGUUGGAGGUUUACAGGAAAUGGUUCUGCCUACUACAGUACAAGGAUGGUUUAUUCCGACUCUUAUAACGAAUCUUUGGCUACGAAUGACAUUGCACCGUAUCUAAUGCUAGAUGAAGUUGAUCCACCGUUUGAUAUUGUCAAGGAACUAGAAUCGUUCAAGAAUGGCCCAGAUAACAUGGACGUAAAUAUUUUUAACUUUGGUGGUAAGAACAUUGAUUUCGUCAUAGUGAGUGAUUACUGGAAUCUGUAUACGAUUGAUCCAUAUUCUCUUGUAACAUUGAAAGGGGUUCAUCCACCAGUUCCAAAUACGGCUGCUGGUCUUGAUCAAGCCAUUGUUCUAGGCUCAGCGCACCCACUUCCAGAAUACGGCACAGAUAACUACCUAACGUUUGUCUCCGCUGCAACUCCAAUUCCAGGCCAGAAAAGCAAGCUUAUUUUGACACGGACAAAGUCAUCAAGUGUAAGAGAGCCGAUAGCUUCAAUAGAGGUUGACAAAGCAUCGUAUAUGCAUUCAUUUGCAGUCACCGAGCAUUAUGCCGUCUUAUUUGCUGUUCCAUUCUACGUAAAUCCGCUAGGAAUGCUGAAAAACUUUAGACCUCUAGAUGCAUUUGAAUGGGUCAGCACGGACGUUACAAAAUUAUAUGUUGUAAACUUGAAAACUGGUGAGGUGAAAACUCUAAAAACAGAAAACAUGUUCUUCCUUCAUAUUGCCAAUGCUUAUGAGUCAGAUCUUUUCAAUGAUGAGCUAAUAAUUGAUGUUUGUUCAUUUAAAGACACUGGGGGACUUCAUGAAAUGGGAAUGAACAGACUUCAUGACCCUGUUCAAAGAGCAAAUUCUUCAAUUCCAAUUCUUAAAAGGUAUACACUAAAUCUUUCAAGCGGCGAAGUAAACGUACAUACAUUCGAAUCUAAAAAUUCGUCAAUGGCUUUCGUCAAUGCAUUCGACUUCCCAACCAUAAAUGAGAAGUAUAGAUCUAAGAAGUACUGCUAUACGUAUGGUAUUGCAUAUAAUUACAAUCACAAAGACUUCCUUGACAUGGCUUUGAUAAAAAAGGACUUUUGCUCAGGGAAAGAUAAAACAUAUAUACAUGCGGGGCAUUACUUAGCUGAACCUUAUUUCAUUCCUACUCCUGGCGGAAGUCAAGAAGAUGAUGGGAUUUUAGUUCUGCCGGUUCUAGAUAUAACUACGUCAAGCACUAACUUUACAAUUUUCAAUGCGUCAGACCUGACACCAAUGAACUCUGCAAAAUUGCCACAUAACCUGCCUUUUGGCACACACGGACGCUUUUUCGACUACAUUUACUGAACCUGUGUCUGUAUUGUGAUUAUUGAUU